AUGCACCGGCUGACCCUGCACUGGGUAACCCCCACACCGGGUAACCCCCACACCGGCGCCAUUGCCCCCUGGGGCUGGACCCUGGACCCCUCCGGAGACUGGUACUACUGGUGGAUCAGCAUCAUGGCACUGCCCAUCCUCUACAACUGGAUCAUCCUCAUCUGCAGGUCCUGCUUCCCCGACCUGCAGGAGCAGCACACGGUGCUGUGGCUGAGCCUGGACUACCUCAGCGACACGCUCUACCUGCUGGACAUCGCCGUGCGCCUCCACACCGGCUUCCUGGAGGACGGCAUCCUGGUGCGGGACCGUGGCCGGAUCCGGCGGCGCUACCUGCGCUCCACAUCCUUCCCCUGGGACGUGGCCGCGGUGCUGCCCACCGACCUGCUCUACCUGCGCCUGGGCCCGGGGGUGCCGGCGGUGCGUGCUAACCGCUGCCUGCGGGUGCCGCGGCUCUUCGAGGCCUUCGACCGCCGGGAGACGCGCACGGCCCACCCCAACGCCUUCCGUGUCGCCAAGCUGAUGCUCUACGUCUUCGUCACCAUCCACUGGCACGGCUGCCUCUACUUCGCCCUCUCGUCCUGGCUGGGGCUGGGCGCCGAUGCCUGGGUCUGCCCCAACGCCAGCCGCCCCGGCUUCGCCCGCCCGCUGCGGCAGUACCUCCACAGCUUCUACUUCUCCACCCUCAUCCUCGCCACCGUGGGCGACACGCCGGAGCCCCAGCGCGAGGAGGAGUUCCUCUUCGUCACCGCCGGCUUCCUCCUGGCCGUGCUGGGCUUCGCCACCAUAACGGGCAGCAUCAGCUCCGUCAUCUCCAACAGGAACGCGGCCGACGCCGCCUUCUACCCCGACCCCGAGCCGGUGCGGCGCUACCUGCGGGCGCGGGGCGCGGGCGGGUGGUUGGCACGGCGGGUGGCCCGCUGGCACCAGCACCUGCGGGCGCAGAGGAAGCUGCCGGCGGAGCAGGCGGUGCUGCAGCACCUUCCGCGGGGGCUGCGGGCCGAGGUGGCGGCCAGCGUCCACCUCCCGGCCCUGCGCCGCGUCGGCCUCUUCCAGAGCUGGGAGCGUGGCGUGCUGCAGCAGCUGGUGCUGCGGCUGCGGCCCCAGGUCUUCGGCCCCGGCGAGUUCGUCUGCCGCAGGGGCGAUGUGGGCCGCGAGAUGUACUUCGUCCGUGAGGGGCGGCUGGCCGUGGUGGCGGAGGACGGCAUCACGCAGCUCGCCGUCCUGGGUGAGGGGCUCUACUUCGGGGAGAUCAGCCUCAUCAACAUCAAAGGAAACACCUCAGGGAACCGGCGCACAGCCAACAUCAUGAGCAUCGGCUACUCGGACCUCUUCUGCCUCUCCAAGGAGGACCUAGCGGAGGUGCUCGCCGAGUUCCCCAGCGCCCGGGCCAUGAUGGAGGCGAAGGGCCGCGAGCUCCUGCUGCGCAUGGGCAAGCUGGACGUGCACGCCGAGGCGGCAGCGGCGGCAGCGGCAGAGGAGGCCGAGUGCCGGACACAGGCACUGGAGACGGCCCUGGAGGGGCUGCAGACCCGGGCAGCCCGGCUGCUGGCCCAGCUGGAGUCCAGCGCCUUCAAGCUGGCCCUGCGCGUCGAGCGCCUCGAGUGCCGGCUCCGGCAGCGGCAGUCUGCAGGGGGAUCGGGUCCUGCUGGGGGACUGGGUCCCCCCAGGGCACAGGGUCCCAGUGGGGUGCAGGGUCCUACCAAGCCCCAGCAUCGUGCCCCGGAGCACCCGCAGGGAGCAGCCGUGGGCGCCGGCCCCGCCGCCACGGUGACGGCCGCCCGGUGA
Messenger RNA from Grus americana (Whooping crane), 1785 nucleotides. It is a transcript of the gene CNGA4, whose product is annotated as cyclic nucleotide gated channel subunit alpha 4. NCBI's taxonomy places the organism in Eukaryota, Metazoa, Chordata, Aves, Gruiformes, Gruidae. Gene Ontology annotation, cellular component: intracellular cyclic nucleotide activated cation channel complex; plasma membrane. The coding region runs from base 1 to 1785 and encodes 594 amino acids. The record is from RefSeq and is a predicted model, not a curated record. Gene Ontology annotation, biological process: monoatomic cation transmembrane transport. The transcript is spliced from 6 exons. Gene Ontology annotation, molecular function: cGMP binding; protein-containing complex binding; intracellularly cAMP-activated cation channel activity.